UCGAGGCAAAGAAUGUUCGGGAGCAGAAGUCGGCAGAACCAGAGGGUUUUCCAAGGCUGAGCAAGACGAGCGCUGAAAAUAUUCAGCCAAGCAGGCAGGUUGCGGAGGCUGAGAAGAGGUUUGCAGUCGUCAAAAAGGAGCUUACGCAGGCCAACGAGAAGAACGAGACGGAGCAGAAGAAGGUUUUGGGGCUCCAGCAGGAAAUGACGCGGCUUCAGCAGGAGAGUGCGGAGACGAAGAAGAGUUUGGAGACGCAGCUUCAGUCGGUGAUGAAGCAAACGAUAUACGCAAAAUGGAAGUCGAGCGGGUUAGCAAAGAGCUAGAGAAAGAGAGAGCCUUGCGAAAGGAGGAGCACGCUUUGAUGGACGUUCGCAUGCGGGAGCUGCAGGACGCACGGGCAUAUCUGACCACGGAAGACACGAUCUCUGGAGAGGAAAUCAAAGGGAUGACCGAAGCACUCAAUACGGAAAUUUACCAGGUCGCAGCCCUUAUGGUGGAUACAUUGGAUUUCGACGCGAAGGUUUCGGAAGAUAGAGAGGCUCAAGCGGUUGCGGCGCGUUGUAUUGGAGAGCACCUGGUAAGGGCGUUGUCUGGUGGAGAGCCAAAGGAUGAUUCGGAGGAGGAAACGAGACAUCUGGCAACGUUGGCUGCAAUCCAGGCAUCCCUCGUCGAAUCUUGCUCCUCCAUGAUCAAUGCUUGGGCUCUAUCCCCGGAAGUGAGCGACCACUUCGCUCGUCUUUAUGCGAAUAUUCGACACACAUGUACGCCAGCAGUUGCUGGUCGUUGGAGAGUCAUGACGCGAGCUAGGUGCAAGUAUCUUGGAUCAGAUACGGAGGUGGAGGAGUAUCUGACACGUGUCCUCCUGGGAAACCUGGUCCCUGUCUUGGUCGUCGCCGGGUGGAAGCCGUUCCCAGUCAUGCAGAUAGAAAAUGCAAUAAGCGCCUUGGGGCAGAGAUUCGGAACGAGAAUGGUGCAGGUAGGGAAGAAGCUAGUACGUUUGGAUAAGGCGAUGGGCGAGGGAAUAAUCUCCAAGGACGCCGCAAUAGGAUGGAUUCCUGGGGGGGCACCUUUCGAUCCCAAUAUCAUGGAGAAUGCCUUCGGGAAAAGCUCAGGAAUUUCAGCGGAAGAUUUCGUCCUGUCAACGUGCGACCUUGGACUGAUGUUAUCGCAGGUUAUCAAGGAUCGGGAAGGGGCGGGAUCCGAUGCAAAGGCGGAGAGCCAAAUUUUACUGAAACCCAAGGUCGUCCUCUAUAGCUCACUUUCAGAGCACAAAUGAAGGUCCGUGUCGUCAGGAUUAUUAUAGGCAGUCUCCUC
This is a messenger RNA of Desarmillaria tabescens, 1314 nucleotides long. RefSeq lists its product as uncharacterized. The transcript has 2 exons. Bases 293 to 1276 code for a protein of 327 amino acids. Lineage: Eukaryota; Fungi; Basidiomycota; Agaricomycetes; Agaricales; Physalacriaceae. The record is from RefSeq and is a predicted model, not a curated record.